CUGACGUCCAGGUUCCACCCAACUCUCUUCCACAGUCGUCACCGGAAGAGAUGUGGGGGAUAGAUUGGGUCAUUCCUAAUGUCGACUCCGGGCCAUAGCCGAUAUGUAUCACCGGAUGCGAUGUUCGGGUGAGUUUCUGUGGUCGCUUCUGGCCAGUUUCGUGAUGAUGCUGACGCAUGGCCGAGUAGCCUCACCAUCGUCCUUGCGUCGCCGUCGCCGUCGCCGUCGCUGCAGCUACGUUGUCCCCAUCAUCAGAAAGUACGUUACCCACUCUCUAUAUACGUUGCCUUUUCAGUCGACAGAGAAGGGCGAAAGUGCGCUCAGUGUCGCUUUCGUCUGAUGUAGCGCGCCCGCGUGCGCGCCUGCGGAAGCGAUAUGCGCCUGUAGAUC
Molecule: messenger RNA, 390 nt
Organism: Laetiporus sulphureus 93-53
Lineage: Eukaryota; Fungi; Basidiomycota; Agaricomycetes; Polyporales; Laetiporaceae
Exons: 1
Coding region: 104-340 (78 amino acids)
Source: RefSeq, a predicted model, not a curated record